Messenger RNA from Mangifera indica (mango), 1254 nucleotides. Its product is annotated as alkane hydroxylase MAH1-like. Gene Ontology annotation, molecular function: oxidoreductase activity, acting on paired donors, with incorporation or reduction of molecular oxygen; iron ion binding; monooxygenase activity. Bases 1 to 1254 code for a protein of 417 amino acids. The transcript has a single exon. The record is from RefSeq and is a predicted model, not a curated record. NCBI's taxonomy places the organism in Eukaryota, Viridiplantae, Streptophyta, Magnoliopsida, Sapindales, Anacardiaceae.
AUGCUCACCACAAACUUUUCAAGAUAUCCCAAAGGCACUGAAUGGCAAAAGCGAUUCGAUAUUUUUGGCCACGGCCUUUUCAAUUCUGAUUUUGAAGAGUGGACAAUACAAAGAAAAGCUGCCCGGGGAUUCUUCACUCACACAAAAUUUCAUCAGCUCACUGCCAAAGUCGUCCCGGAAAUUAUUGAGAAAGGACUCAUCCCAGUUUUUGAACAAGCCUGCAAUAAUGAUCUAGCUGUGGAUUUGCAGGAUUUGUUGAAGCGGUACACAUUUGAUUAUGCGAUGAUUAUCGCCACCGGAUGUAACCUGAAAUCUCUUUCUGUUGGAAUGCCGGAAAUUCCAUUAUUGAAGGCGUUAGAUUAUGUGGGCGAAGUGAUAUUUUUUAGGCAUAUUGUGCCGGAAACACUUUGGAAGUUGCAAAGAUUGUUGAGAAUUGGGAAAGAAAGAAAAUACAGAGAUAGCUGGAGCGUUAUUGAUGAAUUCUAUCAGAAUGUUCUGGUUAAACAAGAUGAACCCAGAAAAGAUGAAGAGAGUUUCAAUCUUUUGAACCUUUACCUGAACCGAAAUGAUAUCAUUCAACCUAGAGAUAACGAUGAGGAAGUCAUGAGAGACAACGUAAUAAGCACCAUUUUCGCCGGCGAAGACACAACAGGUGCUGCACUUUCUUGGUUCUUCUGGUUGCUCUCAAAGAACACUGAAGCUUUCCGUAAAAUCAGAGAAGAGAUUAAACUCAAUGAAGCACCAAAAGACGCAAACAAAGGUGACGAGGAUCGUCCUCGUUUGUUUAAUUUCGACGAGCUGAGCAACCUUGUUUAUCUGCAUGCAGCUUUGUGCGAAUCCUUGAGGUUGUUCCCCUCUAUUCCUUAUGAAACCAGGACGCCAGUACAGCAAGACAAGCUUCCAAGCGGUCAUAGAGUGAAUGAAAAGACGAUAGUAAUAAUUUCUACGUAUGCAAUGGGGAGAAUGGAGACGGUGUGGGGCGAAGACUGCUAUGAAUUCAAGCCGGAGCGAUGGAUAACAGGCGAGGGAAGAAUUAAACAUGAGCCCUCUCACAAGUUUUUUACCUUCAAUACGAGGCCAAGAUUGUGCCCCGGCAAAGAAGUUGCUUUCAUUGUAAUGAAAGCCAUUACAUCUGCUAUAAUUUAUAACUAUGAUAUUCAAGUGCUAGAAAAUCACCCCGUGAUUCCUACUCUUAGUGUCAGUUUACGCAUGAAACAUGGAUUAAUGGUUAAGAUUAAUAGGAAAUCAUAUUGA